AUGGGUGAUCAAAGCCAUCAAAAUUAUUUUGACAAUAUUGAUACCGAUUUUAAUAAUGAUGAUAACUGGGCUAAUGUUUUUAAUGGCCAUGAUCUUGUUUCUACUAAUCAUCAAAACCUUGGAGGCAAUAAUUAUACUCAUCAAAACCACGGGGAAAAUGAUUUAAACAGCCAGAAUGUCGGAAAUAAUUAUACUAGUCAAAACUCUGGCGAAAUUAUUCAAAGCAAUAAUUUCAAUCAAUAUUCUACUGCUAUGAACAUUAAUUAUCAUCCGAAUAAUUCUUUUGGGAUCGGAGAAGGUUCCUAUCAAAAUUCUAUUAAUUCUACUGUCACCACUGACCAAAACAAUAUUGAGCAACUACUUAUUUACAUAGCAUCUCAACUUCAAAAUAUCCAAAAUGCCAUAAAUCAAUUUUUAGUCAACAGUCGCAACAAUAAUAGAUAA
Molecule: messenger RNA, 444 nt
Organism: Entrophospora candida
Lineage: Eukaryota; Fungi; Glomeromycota; Glomeromycetes; Entrophosporales; Entrophosporaceae
Source: the annotation of a GenBank genome assembly